Tarenaya hassleriana is the source of this 2028-nucleotide messenger RNA. Its product is annotated as diacylglycerol O-acyltransferase 1-like. The record is from RefSeq and is a predicted model, not a curated record. Gene Ontology annotation, cellular component: endoplasmic reticulum membrane; chloroplast envelope. Gene Ontology annotation, molecular function: diacylglycerol O-acyltransferase activity. Lineage: Eukaryota; Viridiplantae; Streptophyta; Magnoliopsida; Brassicales; Cleomaceae. Gene Ontology annotation, biological process: triglyceride biosynthetic process.
UCUCUCUCUCUCUCUCUCUCUCUCGUGUCAUAUAAGAGGAAGAGUCCAUAUUGUGUUUCUUCGGCUUUGCUUUUUAUGGGAAUGCGACACAAUCAACCGUUUUCUUAGCGUCCAAACAUCUUCCGGAUUUCCCCUUUUCUUUAAAGAUCCCCUUUUUUCCGCUAGAUUCUGGUGAUCUCCUCCGCCUCGUCUUCUCUUGCAUGGCCGUCAAUCUCCUGUGAUCGACCCUUCUUCUUCGUCCGAGAAUCUUCGAGGGCCUCAGGUGUUUCCUUGAAAGGCUUCAAUGGUGGUUUCGGAUUCUGGGACCGGCAUCGAUGUCGCCAUGGCGACGGAGGGUGGAGUCCGAAGGUUUGGGGAUCUCGACCGGCUCCGUCGUCGGAAGCCAGGAUCGACGGCCAACGGAGUUGUCUCCGAGGGUUCGCUGGAGGAUGAUGGUGGUGGACCGGCGGAUGACGUGAGGGAUCGGAUGGAUUCCGUCAGCGCCGCGACGGAACCCGCGAAUUCGGCCGGAGAUUACGGCGGGAAUGCUGAGAUUAGGGCAACCGGCGAAGGCGGAGGCGAAGUUGACGUACGGUUCAGGUAUCGGCCGUCGACUCCCGCUCAUCGGAGUGUGAGGGAGAGUCCGCUCAGCUCCGACGCAAUCUUCAAACAGAGCCAUGCCGGGCUAUUCAACCUCUGUAUAGUUGUGCUUAUUGCUGUGAACAGCAGGCUAAUCAUCGAAAACUUGAUGAAGUACGGUUGGUUGAUCAGGACAGGUUUCUGGUUUAGUUCAAGGUCACUGCGAGAUUGGCCCCUUCUCAUGUGUUGUCUUUCGCUUCCGAUAUUCCCACUGGCCGCCUUUGUACUUGAGAAGUUAGUGCAACGGAAGUGGAUAUCUGAACCCGUUGUCAUCAUUCUUCAUAUUAUCAUCACUACAACAGAGGUCUUAUAUCCAGUUCUUGUGACACUAAGGUGUGAUUCUGCCUUCUUCUCGGGUGUCCUUUUGAUGCUCUUCACUUGCAUCGUGUGGCUAAAGUUAGUUUCAUAUGCUCAUACUAACUAUGACAUGAGAACCCUAGCCAAGUCGGGUGAUAAGGCCAAUUCUGAAGUCUCGUACAAUAUUAACCUGAAGAGCUUAGCAUAUUUCAUGGUUGCCCCCACAUUGUGUUACCAGCCAACCUAUCCUCGUUCUCCAUGUAUUCGAAAGGGUUGGGUGGUUCGUCAAUUUGUCAAAUUGAUCAUAUUCAAUGGACUCAUGGGAUUUAUAAUAGAACAAUAUAUAAAUCCUAUUGUUCAGAACUCGAAGCAUCCGUUAAAAGGGGAUCUCUUAUACGCCAUAGAGAACUUAUACGUAUGGCUCUGCAUGUUCUACUGCCUUUUCCACCUUUGGUUAAACAUAUUGGCAGAACUUCUUAGAUUCGGAGAUCGUGAAUUCUACAAGGACUGGUGGAAUGCGAAAAGUGUGGGUGAGUAUUGGAAAAUGUGGAAUAUGCCUGUUCAUAGAUGGAUAGUUCGCCAUAUAUACUUUCCAUGCUUACGCCACGGGAUACCUAAGGUGGCUGCCAUUGUCAUUGCUUUUCUAGUAUCCGCCAUUUUUCACGAGCUCUGCAUUGCAGUUCCCUGCCGUGUAUUCAAGUUGUGGGCUUUCAUCGGGAUCAUGUUUCAGGUGCCAUUGGUUUUCAUCACAAACUACCUGCAAGAAAGAUUCGGUUCGAUGGUGGGAAACAUGGUGUUCUGGUUCACCUUCUGCAUAUUUGGGCAACCAAUGUGUGUCCUUCUCUAUUACCACGACCUUAUGAACCGCAAAGGAAAGUCCUCUUAGUGUGAAGUUUUCGUCGCUCUCAGGUCGUCAUCAUCCACCCUUGUUCUAACCAUCUUUGUUCGAUCGAACCACUGUUUGUAUAGACAAAAUUUUGCUCAAGUUCAAGUUCAAGUUGUUCAUCAUCUGUCUCUCGAUCUGUGUUUUUGGAAUAAGACAGAGCUCUGUUUUUGGUAGAGAGGAUCUUGAGUUCAAAGGCAGUAAAAUGAAACAGAGCAUAUGUCGCUUUA